UUAUCGAAAAGACGCCGUCUUUUAACACAUUCGCCGACGAAAGAUCCCGGAUGAAGUCACCAUUUCUGUGUUCGCCUACUUCCGUUUCGUAGCUUAGUUGCCCACUUAUUAAAGCUGUUGUAGUUAUAAAAAUGGCAGAACAACAGCUGGACUGUGCCCUGGACUUAAUGAGGAGGCUACCCCCACAACAGAUAGAGCAAAACCUCAGUGACCUUAUAGACUUGGUACCAGACCUGUGUGACGAGCUCCUGUCAUCAGUGGACCAGCCUCUGAAGAUUGCACGGUGUAAGACCACUGGCAAAGACUACCUGCUGUGUGACUACAACAGAGACGGUGACUCAUUCAGAUCUCCCUGGAGCAAUAGCUAUGAUCCCCCAUUGGAUGACGGCACGACUCCAUCAGAAAAGCUACGGAAACUAGAAAUAGACGCAAAUUCAGCUUUUGACCAAUAUAGAGAGAUGUACUUUGAAGGUGGUGUAUCCUCAGUAUACCUGUGGGAUCUAGAUCACGGGUUUGCGGGCGUCAUCCUUAUCAAGAAGGCGGGGGACGGCUCCAAGAAAAUCAAGGGGUGCUGGGACUCAAUCCAUGUCAUAGAAGUUCAGGACAAGUCAAGUGGUCGUAACGCCCACUACAAGCUCACAUCAACGGUGAUGCUGUGGCUGCAGACCACACGGGAGGGCUCCGGCACCAUGAACCUGGGGGGCAGUCUCACCAGGCAGAUGGAACAGGAUUGCGCCGUCGCCGAGUCUCACCUCGUCAACAUCGGGAGACUUGUUGAGGAGAUGGAAAACAAGAUUCGAAGCACGGUGUAUGAGAUCUACUUCAGCAAGACUCGAGACAUCGUGAAUGGCCUGCGCUCCACGACACAGCUGCAAGAUGAGAGACAGAAGAAGGACUUGCAGAAUGAUUUGAUGUCGGCCCUCAAGUCCCGUCAGACCAACUCAUAAUAGCGCAUUGACAUUAGAGAGCAUUGUCCAAUUGACUGUAUAUCUUGCAAUAUCUGGUAGAGAUUUCAUCAUAACAUAGACAGAGGCCUGGAUAGCUACUAACCCCAUGAAUAUCAACUCUGCCGUUAACUUAGGCCACUGAUGAACUGCAAAUUAAAGUUUAAAUGUUGUAUAAUGAGAGUGUAGACGUACUUCAUAGGACAUCUAAGUGGCUACAGACAGAAAGGCUGACGUCCAUUGUGAAUAGUAACAGGAUUAGUAUUUGGAAAGCUUCAAAACAACUUUAACUGGGAAUAGAAAGAAAGCAGUUAUACAGCUGUGUGUUUGUUUGUACUUGUACAAAUAUAUGUAAUUUUAUUUCAUUUGUCUAUUUAAGGUUAUGUCUAAAAAUUGCAUUUAAAUGUUCGUAUAUACUUUCUUUUUGACAUUAUUAAGAUUUUAUGUAUAAGCAAUUAAGCCUGUGUUAUGUUUAAAAAAUCAGCCAGUGUUGAUACAGCAUUUAGACAAGACAACUAUUUAAGCAACCAAUGCAUAGUACAUAUAACUAAUUUGUAGUUUAUUUAUGUCUCAUAAGUAAAAAGUUUAUUACAUGUUCUAAUUUUUUUUUAGUAACUUUAAUAGUUAGAAUGACUAAAAAGCAGUCUUUUAAAUGUGAGAUUUAGUUGUAGGCGAAUCAGUAUACAUGUAUUUAUCUUCUUUGUAUUCACUUAAUUUAUUUAUAUCAACUUGCAUUGUACAUGUAAUUCCAAUGCUCUUGAAAUUUAAGUGUUUGACAUUUAAUUCCUACCUAUGCAUAAUUCUUAACUUGUUUUGGGAUAUGUUUGAUAUAAGUAGUUAGUGUAAGGCAUGUAUACAAUAUGCAUGCACAAAAGCCCUACUUCAAAGUUAAAAGAUUGAAAUUGCAAUUUCCAGAUUUUUUACGUAUUCAUUUUACACACUCAGAAGAAAUAAGCAAAAUGUCAAACAAGUGAAAAUUUCUAAUAGCAUUUUGUUAAAAGAUAAAUUAAAAUUAGGAAAAUCACGCAAAAUGUCAAAACAACUGGAAUUGUUUAUAAUAGCAUUGUAUGAACUUCUAGAAGAAAUUACUUCCUUCUAAGCGCAAUGGUGAUUUAAAAAAAUAUUGGUAUAGCUUAUCAUGUACAUUUGUAAACAAAUUGUCUGAUAAUUUUGUGAAGUCACAUGCAAAAUGUUGUCUCACGAACACCUACUGGGAAGUGAUGUGGAGAUGGGAUCACAUCUGCUGGAAACUUGGUCUUUGGUUUUCUUUUGUUAAUGGUAGCUUUUGUUAAGCAACAACAUUUUGUCCUUAACUUCACAACUAACAGUUUUAGGUUAGACCUGGUCUUCAGUAAGUUUCUGUUGUAGUUUGAGUAAAUUAAAAUUUCCAUAGUCCAAAACUGUAACCAGUUACUCAGUAGAGUUCCAAUAACCGUUGUCCAGUUCAAUUGACCCCACAAAGAAAGAUUUAUCCACACAGAAUGCACAAGUCCUAAAGGAGUAAACUAUUUAAGAUUGAUUGUCGAACUGAAACGAGUGGGCUAGAUUGACAAAAUGGAGUGCUAUUUAAUGUCCUUUAUUAAUACUAGUUUAAUUGUUAUUGCAACUUUUUACCAAUUAUGUAACACUGUACACUGUAUGUACAGGCUGUGUUGAUUCUGUGUACUAUGAUUAUGAAUCAUGAUGUAUAAGUAAAGUAUUGAAUAACAA
Messenger RNA from Dreissena polymorpha, 2654 nucleotides. Its product is annotated as F-actin-capping protein subunit beta-like. Gene Ontology annotation, molecular function: actin filament binding. Gene Ontology annotation, cellular component: F-actin capping protein complex; cytoplasm. Bases 132 to 947 code for a protein of 271 amino acids. Gene Ontology annotation, biological process: negative regulation of filopodium assembly; barbed-end actin filament capping; actin cytoskeleton organization. Lineage: Eukaryota; Metazoa; Mollusca; Bivalvia; Myida; Dreissenidae. The transcript is spliced from 8 exons. The record is from RefSeq and is a predicted model, not a curated record.